This is a messenger RNA of Paraphaeosphaeria sporulosa, 1884 nucleotides long. Its product is annotated as 9-cis-epoxycarotenoid dioxygenase-like protein. The transcript has 3 exons. Bases 1 to 1884 code for a protein of 627 amino acids. Gene Ontology annotation, biological process: carotene catabolic process. The record is from RefSeq and is a predicted model, not a curated record. Lineage: Eukaryota; Fungi; Ascomycota; Dothideomycetes; Pleosporales; Didymosphaeriaceae. Gene Ontology annotation, molecular function: carotenoid dioxygenase activity.
AUGGCACACAUCUUCUCACUUGCUUCUCCGCCUCCACCAGCCUACCAUGAGGGUAAUCAGACGGGAGGUCAAGUGAAGUUCCCAGACACCGGUUUCUUCCAAGGCUUCAACAAGCCCUCGCGCUUGGAAGCGGACAUCUUUGAAUGCGAGACCACAGGUUCAAUCCCAAAAGACAUCAACGGGACUUUCUACAGAGUGCAGCCAGACCACCAAUUCCCGCCUUUAUUCGAAGAAGACAUCCACUUUAACGGUGACGGCUCAGUAUCAGCGUUCAAGUUCGAGAACGGACAUGUGGACUUCAAGCAACGCUUCGUGCACACGGAUCGGUUCAAGGCGGAGAGAAGCGCGAGGAAGGCGCUUCUAGGCAAGUAUCGGAAUCCAUAUACCGAUAAUGAGAUGGUUAAGGGUAUAAUAAGAACGGCAUCGAAUACCAAUAUCGUGUUUUGGCGAGGCGUUCUGCUGGCGACGAAGGAGGAUGGACCGCCGUUCGCGAUGGACCCGACUACAUUGGAAACGAUUGGCCGUUACGAUUUCGAUGGGCAAGUGUUGUCCCCUACUUUUACCGCACAUCCGAAGUUUGACCCGGAUACGGGUGAGAUGAUAUGCUUUGGGUAUGAGGCUGGUGGCAAUGGAUAUGAUGCAAGCUGUGACAUCGUUGUGUAUACCAUAAACAAGGAUGGGAAGAAGACGGAAGAGUGCUGGUACAAGGCACCUUUUUGCGGCAUGAUACACGACUGUGCAAUCACAAAAAAUUAUCUCAUACUACCACUGACGCCGAUAAAAGUCAACCAGGAACGGGUAGAGAAAGGAGGGAACAAGUUUGCAUGGGAUCCGAAUGAAGACCAGUGGUAUGGAAUCGUGCCUCGUCGGGGUGGGAAGCCCGAAGACAUUGUGUGGCUUCGCGCCGAUAACGGAUUUCACGGCCAUGUGGCUGGUAGCUACGAAGAUGAGAAGGGCCACAUUGUUUGCGAUCUUACUGUCGCCUCCGACAACGUCUUCUUUUUCUUCCCGCCGGACAACCCAACACCCACACCGACAACCCUCCUCCAACGCAACAAGCUCGUCUCCGAUACCUAUCGCUGGAUCUUUGACCCCAAGACACCCACCCACACACGCGUUCAACCCGCGCGAGUCUUCGGCAUCAAUGGCGAAUUUUCCCGCAUAGAUGACCGCGUCUUGACUAAGAAGUACAACCACUUCUGGCAGUGCAAUAUUGACCCGACCAAGCCUUACGACUUCCAAAAAUGUGGACCUCCAGCGGGAGGCCUGUUCAACGUCAUCGGGCACUACGAGUGGGACACGGGCAAAAAGGAUACAUGGUGGGCUGGUCCUACAUGCACAUUCCAAGAACCGGUGUUUGUGCCGAAAGAAGGCUCGACUGUUGAGGGUGAAGGCUAUCUUGUGGCGCUGCUGAAUCAUCUCGACGUGCUACGCAAUGAUAUACUCAUCUUUGACGCGCAGAAUCUUAGUCAGGGUCCGCUCGCUGCGGUGCAUCUGCCGGUCAAGCUGAGACUGGGGCUGCAUGGAAAUUUCAUUGAGAAGAGGGAGGUGGACGAAUGGUAUGAGAGGAGGAAGGAGGGCGGCAAGGUGGGGCCUGCGGUACCAGCGAAGGAACCGUUGCCUUGGCAGAAGAGGAUGGUGGAGCGAGGUGAAUUUAAAGUCGUUCUGUCCUCCUUGGCUGCUGCCUACGUCCCUUCGACCCAAACCCCACCCCAAGAGAGACUGCAAUAUCAUGGCCGCUUCUUUGAUAGCUCUUCCAGAAGAGCUUAUCUCUGCCAUAGCUUCGUGUGCCUCGAUUCCAGCCUUGGCCAAUCUCGCCCUUGCAUCGAAACUGCUGAACCGGAUCGCGACAGCACACUUGUACCACAGCAUCGCAUUCAAUGA